GCAACGUGAAGAAAGUGCCAUAACCUGAGAUCUCUACAGGUGUGGGUCUAACCAGAAGAGUUUUCGACACUGUGCAGCCAGUCGCUUUCCAAACAUCCCUAAGACACAUCUAAAGAGGGCAGUUGACAGUUUAAAUGCAGUUUUCUGCACAAUGGAUGACAUAUCAAAUGAGCAAGCACUGGAUGUAGUUCCCCACCUACUGGAACAACUUUCCUUCAAAGAGAGACCUGACAUCUGUGAAGCAGUGCUACAAACACUGUAUGUGAUAACACAGAAAACAAAAGGCACAAAGGACUGGCACUUCAACUUUUUGGAGAAGUUAUGCAAAACCGUUGCUCCUUUUGUAAAGGAACCACAGUCCACAAAUAUCAGAGUCUACACAUACGGCAUAUUUGGAAACCUGCUGUCAGCUGAACAAGCAGCUAACAUUUUUACAUCAGUAGGCAUGACUUCAGUGCCUGAAGACAUACUGACAUCUGUGGAAAUGGAGAUGAAUGACAAGCUGAAAGAAGUGCUGAGACAUCUCAAAAAUUAUUUGCGCAAACCAAACUCAGAAUGUGAAGGAAAUACAGCCUCACAUGGAGCUGGAAAAAAGAAGAAAAAGAAGAAGAAAAAGAAGGAAAAGCCAGAAAGGCAAGAAGAACCAAAUGAUCUAGUUUGCACUACAGAAACCAAUCCAACAACAGCAGUUCCUGUUGUGGAAUCAGCUUCAGAUUUAAAGCCUUUUGACCACGCUAAUGAAAAAUCAACAAAACAAAACUGGCUUUCAAUCAGCAAGAGGUGGAAGCAGAAACUGGAGAAACUCAUUGGCACAGAUGAAAAUAAAAUAUCCAGAAUCAGAAGCAUUAUGUAUGUGAAUGAUGCAGAAUUCCGUAUAGCAAAGGGAAGCGAUGGCACUGAAGUCUUCUUGGGGCUGAGAGAUGACGGCACAGAAGUCGCCAUUAAGAGAAUGCUUAAAAGCAACUAUGAAGUGCUGAAGAAUGAGGAAGUAAUUCUACGACAUCCAGAGCUCGAUCGUCCUUAUAUUGUACGAUAUGUUGAUGCUGCGGAGGACGAGAACUUUGGAUAUCUUUGUCUGCAACUUUGUGAAUACACCUUGGAAGAAUAUAUCAGAAAUAAUGACUGUGACCCACUGAUGUUAAAGAAACUUGUCAAACAAGUUCUUGAAAGUCUGAAGGUGCUUCACUGUGGAAAUCCUAAAAUUCUCCACCGAGAUCUGAAACCACAGAAUGUUUUGAUUGAUGUUACUGGGAGGGCAAGAUUAUCUGAUUUUGGCAUAAGCAGACGUUUACUCAAAGGCCAAACAACUUUACGUACAGGCAGUGCAGGAACCAAAUGCUGGAGGGCCCGAGAGACUUUGGCAGAAGAAUCUGUGAUAUCAUCCAAGUCAAGCAGUGAUAUACAGGUGGCAGGCAUGCUGAUUUAUUAUAUCCUUUCUGGAGGCCAUCAUCCAUUUGGUGACAGAUCCUUUGAAUGCGAGUCCAACAUUUACUACGGGAAGUACAGUUUGGAUCAUGUUCAAGAUGUGGUGGCAAAGGAUCUCAUCGAGUGGAUGAUCAACAACGAACCAAAGGACAGACCCAAAGUAGAAGAGUGCUUAAGCCAUUCCUUCUUCUGGACUUCUGAAAAGCAAUUUGAAUACUUGAGAAAGAUCGGUAACAGAGAGGAGGCAGCAAACUGUCGAAGGGCUGAAGAGGAGCUGAUUGGUUCACUAGAAACAUGUGCUGUGGAUGGAUCCUUCAAACAAUGGAAAAAUAAGUUUCCACAAGAGCUGGUUCAGAAGAUGGAUGGCAAAAAAAAGGCCUACCCUGAAAACAUGCUGGGAUUAUUGCGCUUUAUACGCAAUCUCCAUGAGCAUUAUUCCAAGGAUGCAGCCCAGAUUGAUGUACUGGCAUUAUUUCCUGAUCUCUUUGGAUGUAUUUACAAAUUUGCCAAGACACAAGGCUGGAAUUCAGAGACACCCUUGAAGGAAAUGUUUCGAAGAGAAGACAGAGAAGAUAUUAGUACUGCCAUUGCGAUGCUGUCUGCAAUCACUGAGGAGCCUCUGGGUGUCCCAGUUCAAGAGUCUCAACACAGUGACUUGGAACAAUAAGACAGAACAAUUUCAUAAAGGACUGUAGAGUAGGGUCUGACCAAAUUUUUAAGACUGAUACCAAUACUGAUAUUUGGUGAUUUUAAAAAUCCAGUAUAAUGCCUAAUAUAUUUUUCCUUUCAGGCACACAAAACAUAAACAGGUUUUCCUGUUGAAAAAAUGAAGCCAAUGGAAAUGCUUAAAAAACUGCAUUCUAUCUUAGGGCCACCAGAUGGCAAUAGCUGUGUUUGUUGGUAAAAUGAGCAAGCGGCUUCACAGUCAGACCCACUCAGAUACCGAUAUAUCGCCAAAUGGCUAAUGUGAGCCGAUAUCAGUGGCGGAUCUAGGAUUUUUCUGAGUAAGGGGCCAUCAAGGGGCCACAGUAUUCAUAGAGGAGCCAAGUAUUUGUGGUAGAUGUGGUGAUAUACAGACCAAUAAAAAUUAAAGCC
Molecule: messenger RNA, 2520 nt
Organism: Archocentrus centrarchus (flier cichlid)
Lineage: Eukaryota; Metazoa; Chordata; Actinopteri; Cichliformes; Cichlidae
Product: serine/threonine-protein kinase/endoribonuclease IRE1-like
Exons: 7
Coding region: 152-2092 (646 amino acids)
Biological process (GO): intrinsic apoptotic signaling pathway in response to endoplasmic reticulum stress; protein phosphorylation; mRNA processing
Cellular component (GO): IRE1-TRAF2-ASK1 complex
Molecular function (GO): ATP binding; RNA endonuclease activity; protein serine/threonine kinase activity
Source: RefSeq, a predicted model, not a curated record